This is a messenger RNA of Ylistrum balloti, 5957 nucleotides long. Its product is annotated as calcium-binding mitochondrial carrier protein Aralar1-like. Gene Ontology annotation, biological process: L-glutamate transmembrane transport; malate-aspartate shuttle; aspartate transmembrane transport. The record is from RefSeq and is a predicted model, not a curated record. Lineage: Eukaryota; Metazoa; Mollusca; Bivalvia; Pectinida; Pectinidae. The transcript is spliced from 17 exons. Bases 3 to 2018 code for a protein of 671 amino acids. Gene Ontology annotation, molecular function: L-aspartate transmembrane transporter activity; calcium ion binding; L-glutamate transmembrane transporter activity.
UCAUGGCGGCGACGAGAGAAGUGGAGAUUUUCAAAGGAACAAACACUGAAGAUCUCCGUCGAAUAUUCCUCAAGUAUGCCAGUAGUAAGACGGAGGAUGGGGAGGAAUAUAUGACGUACUCAGAUCUGAUCCACCGCUACCUUGGGAUACUCCACGGUGACGACUAUGAUGAGUACACACUGCAGUUGUUUGGUUCCAGUGUGGAUACUUCCAGGAACAUGAAGAUUUCUUUCGCGGAGUUCAAGGCCUUUGAAUCCCUACUACGACUACCAGACUCCAUGUACGCUCUUGCCUUUCAAAUUUUUGACAGAAAUGGAAAUGGAUAUAUCUCAUGUGGUGAAUUUGAAGAGAUUAUUCAGCAUACAACACUUAACAGAAAGAUACCUUUUGAUUUCAACUGUGAUUUCAUUAAACUCCACUUCGGCAAAGAUAAAGAACGAAAAGUCACCUAUGCAGAAUUCACCCAGAUGAUCCAUGACUUUCACGAUGAGCAUGCUCUACAAGCUUUUCGCAGACUGGACAAGAAAAGUACUGGCUACAUCAAUGCAAAAGAUUUUGAGGAAAUCAUGGUGUCUCUUAAAAGUUAUCUCCUCACAAGCUUCGUCAAAGAUAACCUCGUCACAGUAACAGUUGGAGGGGAGAAGCACAGACAGGUUAGUUACCCUUUCUUCAUGGCCUUUAUUUCACUGCUGAAUAACAUGGAACUGGUGAAGAAGAUCUACAUGUCAGCCACACGGCGUGAUACCUCCAAAGAGGUCACAAAAGAGGAAAUGCUUUAUCAGGCUCAAGAAUACUCUCAGAUUACACCACUGGAACUGGAUAUUCUCUUUCACUUGGUGGGAUUGAAGCACCAGAGAGGGAGAUUGUCUUAUGAAGAUCUGGACAAAAUUGCACCUAUGAAAGGACGAGAAACACCUUUCACAAUUCAGAUGGCUAUUGCACAGGAAAAACUCAACUUAGAACAAGGAAAGGAAAGGUCAAGUUGGUUAGGUGUACUGGAGAGUGUAUACAGAUUUACUCUGGGAUCAAUAGCUGGAGCCACUGGAGCCACAGCAGUCUAUCCUAUAGAUCUUGUAAAGACACGUAUACAGAAUCAGCGAACUGGUUCCAUGGUAGGAGAACUCAUGUACAAGAACAGUUUUGACUGUUUUAAGAAAGUCAUUCGACAUGAGGGUAUCCUUGGACUCUACCGUGGUUUGGGACCCCAGCUGGUCGGUGUCUGUCCGGAGAAGGCUAUCAAACUAACGAUGAAUGACUUCAUGCGAGAUAAUCUUAUGGACAAAGAUGGUAGCCUACCUCUGUGGGCUGAAUGUGUCGCAGGAGGAACGGCUGGUGCAUCACAAGUCAUGUUUACAAAUCCGUUAGAAAUUGUGAAGAUCCGACUGCAGGUAGCUGGAGAAAUUGUAGGCAAGACUCGAGUCAGUGCCUUUACUGUCAUUAAGGACCUGGGAUUCUUUGGGCUUUACAAGGGUUCCCGGGCCUGUUUUCUCAGAGACAUACCUUUCUCAGCUAUAUACUUUCCUGCCUAUGCUCAUUUAAAGAAAGCAUUUGCUGAUGAAAACGGUUACAACUCACCUGGUACUUUGCUGCUGGCAGCCACCUGUGCAGGUAUGCCUGCGGCUGCACUACCGACACCUGCAGAUGUGAUAAAGACAAGACUACAAGUUCAGGCCCGGCAGGGGCAGACAGUCUACACAGGCCUCAUUGACUGUGCAAGGAAAAUUUACGCUGAGGAGGGAUUUUCUGCCUUCUGGAAGGGAGCACCAGCUCGUGUCUUUAGAUCUUCUCCGCAGUUUGGUGUGACGUUGUUAACAUAUGAAUUGUUACAAAGAUUGUUUUACGUGGAUUUUGGUGGCAGGCGACCAGAAGGUUCGGCAGGGAAAUCUCCUGUGCUGGAGGAGCAAUUAUCACGGAACCCCGACCAUAUUGGAGGCUACAGGCUUGCCAAGGCUACCUUUGAUGGUAUGGAGUCCAAGUUUGGUCUGUGUUUACCAAAAUUCAAAGCUUCAGCAUCAUGAAGAUUUAGGACUAUAGAAACCUGAACAUUUUUUAUAGAAAAAGAUUUGAAGAAAGGAUGAGAAGUUUUAAAGGAGUAAAAAAGUAAAAAAAAUUAUCUUAAAAUGUUUUUUUUUACGAACCACUAUUUAUUCUACCACUUAACAGUAUAGAUAUUGAAAAACUCAUCACCCUGAAGAAACCUGAAUAGGAUGACUCUUGACAAUGGAAGUUGUCACCUACUGUGACUGUUUGGUCAGAUUUAAACCCUGUAGAUGACCAUGGGUCACUUGAAUGAUUAUAUUGUUUUGUUGAUCAGAGCACCUGUAGGAAUGCAGCAAGUAGCGCAGGCCUGUUACUUGCUUUAUCCUCAGUCUUCUUCCAUGUCAUCAUCAAGUGUGUUAAUAAAACUAUUACUUUUAAUGUAAUGCUCAAGAUAUAGUGUAGAAAAGUAUUUGAGAAAUGUAGCAACCCUGAUAAUUGAAAGUGUGUAGGGGAGGUAAUGAACAUUGAAGAUAGGGUUGAUGGUAUUAUCUCUUAAUAACUUUUGAAAACAGCUGUGAUAAAUGUUAAAUUUUCCUGGGGUGGUUGUAUACAAUCCAGAUUAAAACAUGGAAGAAAUAUUGGGGAGGUAUACUAACCACUUUGAAUAUAGAUGUCUUGGGGUGGAAAUUGAAUCAGAUCUGACAAACUCAGAGGAGAGGGAGGUAAAUGUUUGCCAUUACAGAGUGUAGUUUAUAUUUAUAGAUACCAAAUAUUAUUACAAGUCUAUUAAUAGUGUGGGUGUCAUUGUGUGUCAAAAUGUCUCAAGUUAUUAAAUCUUUUUUGAUGCAUCAAGUAAGCUCAUGUAAUAAAAGAUGUAAUUCAGUGUCGCCAACUGCUUGUCAAAUAAUAUCUGGUCAUGGCCUUCAAAUCAGGAUGUUUCAAAGUGUCAUCAAUGAAAAACAUCUUACAAUCAAUUCCAUUGUAUAGUUAUGACAUACGCUUGUAUUUAGAUGAUGUUCUAUGUUAUGUUUGAACAUUGUUUUGACAAAAUUAGAUCCUAAACAUUUUUAUUUUUUAUUUUCUUAUAAAAAAUAUUGAGUGAUUCUAGCAUUUUUCUUGAUUUAAACACAUCAUAAUAUGGCCAAUAUAAGGUUAACCUGACAAAGUCAGUUGAGUUGGCGACACUGGUAAUUUUAUAUCCUAGAUUAGCUGAACAGAGCAUUCAUAUAUUUCCAGUCUUAACGAGUAUAAUUGAUAUUCAUGAAACAGAAUAACCAGUUGUUGAUUUUGUUUACUCAAUGUGUACUGAAAAAUGUUUACUGAAAAGAAUGAGGAUUUGUUUUGUGAUUUGCUUAUUUUGCUGGCAAAAAGGAUGCUUCAAAGGUUUACCACUAAUGGCAGAUGACUGUUGAAAACAGGUGACCACUAAAGCAGCUAGGUUUGUCUGUACAGUCUGUUCUUGCAAAAAAAAUUCUUUUUGAUAAUGGUGAAAAUAUCUGUGAUAGUUAAAAGUGCUAUGAUUUUCACAAAAUAUUUAAUUCUCAUUUCCAAAGGAACAUGUUGAUAUGCCAAUUCAGAUUACUGAUGGUAAUAUCAACCUUGUGUAUGUAAACAGUUUAUGUAUGGAGUUGUUUCCCCUGUCAGAAGUCUUUAGUAUAAACAAUUGGUGCUCCAAAGCAUGGGUCUCUAACUAACACUACCCAACAUUUAUCCCACCAAAUUUGAGUGUUUAGGUUGCUAUUGAUUUCUUGAGGGAGAUACAUGUACUUGUAUUUUUGGUAAAAGUUUUGUUUAAAAUCUGAUUUUGUGAAUGAUGCAUUUGAUGUUAAUUGCAAAUCUGCUAUGCUGGUUUGGUAAGCUGAUUUAUAUUUUAAUAAAACGAUGUUCGUGCCAAUAUUAUAUCAUGGUUCCUGUAAAAUUUACACUUGCAUGAAAUGUUUAUCAUUUCCGUCCGGAAAUUUUGGCAUUUUUUAUGAUUAUUCUUAUACAUUUACAAAAGUGCUUCUAUAUUUGGACAGUUCUCAUUACGGUAAUCUGCUCUCAGGGCAACUGAUGCAUUAGUUUGGCAUCAUUGUCAUGGUUUACCCAGAAUAUUCAGGCUGAUGUAAAACCCCACAUACAAUUUAGUAGAGUAAAUCGCGUUAUAUUUCAUGUUUAUUUUCCCAUUAAUUGGCUUGGAAAGAUGAUUAAGUAUUAAAUCCAGACAAUCAAUAAAACAAGGAACCUACAAAGAAUGUUGUUCUCAUAAGGUAAUUCUUCAUUAUUGUGUCAUUUAAAGACUUCACCUUCUUUUAAACUUGAAGUUAUUGAGAAAAGGUUUAUUCUACGGAUAUUUUUUUUUUUUUUUUGUAAAGACACAUCAUUCUGUGUUAAUUUGUUUCUGCUUAUUUUCACUUAAACAGAUAUUGUUGCCAUAAAGUACAGGUCAAGCUCUGAUUUGGUUAUGGUCUAUUUAUUUUUUCCGGGGUUAUGGUCAUUUAACUUUAUUAAAAUUUUAAUGAAAUUUUCACCCAAAAUGGUAAGACCAAAAUUGGAGUGUCUUGCCUAAACUUCAGUUCAUAUAUAUAUUUUUUUAAAUCCUGCAGGCAGAACUUUGAUGUGUUUUGAUAGAUCUGUAGGUAGGGCCUCAAUUUUAUUUACAAGUCAGUAGGAAGCUAUUGCAACUCUUAACAAACCCAUUACCACUAAGAAUUUGUUCAAUAAGGGUCAAGUUGGGUUUUUUGUCCUUUAUUUUCCCCUGAGAUGUUGCUGAUUGCCGAAUUACUGUAAAAAAAAAAAAUUAAAUAUUGUAAGAAAUAUUUAUUUGUUAGCUUCAUUUUCUUUCUUUUUUAUGAAAACACUUCUACCAUCUCUGGUAAAAGUUGUGUUUUUCAUUCACAUUUUUAGUAGAGUGCUAAUCCAUUAUUGCAGUCACACUGGUGUUUCAAGUUAUUGUGUUUUAUAACUAUUACUCCUUUAUAUACUUCAUGUAGAUAAAAACUAUUCCAGUAAAACAUCUGCUGGGGACGAGGACUCCAAAAUAAAUCACUUCUAGCCAAGACUUCAGUUUCCUUCCUAUCAUAUUACUUCAGAGCAAACUUAUCAAUUUAUUUCCGAGGGUGGUACCUCUAACUAAAAAAUGGAGUUCCUGGUUGGGAUAGAUGUUACGCUGGAAUAGCCCAGAAAUAUAACCAUAGAAAGUGUUAUUUUUAGAAAGAAAUAGGUUGUCAGAUUCAUACAAUGAAAGCUUACAGUAUUUUAUACUUAUUUGAACAAAUGUUUGAGUGUUCAUGGAAAUUUCAUUUUAUAUGAAGUUUAAAAUGCAUAAAAAUUUGUAAUACACUGUAAAUUUUAGCAUAAUACACAUUUGCAAUUUAGUAAACUAUUUUCCAAACAGGGUUUGUAAUUUUAUCAGAUAUUCAACCUGUUUGUCCCUCCUUAUGAUUUAGGUUAGGUGUUUUAUAGUAGUCUUAAAAAUUAUAACUGUCAACAUCCGAAUGGAUUAUAGCUUACAUAUAUUUAUAUCUAAAGAAAAAUUUUGGCAGGCAUUCAUUCUCAAGUUGUAAAGCCCAGAUUUUAGAAUUUAAAUUGGCAGACAUGCUUGUGUGCAAUUUCACUAUCAUGAACUAUAUGUGAUACAAGAAAGCUGACAGAGUUCAUCAUGAUAAUUCAAAACCAGUGUAAUGAGAUAAUUAUAGAUCUUAAAAAAAGAUGGUGACAUGAUAUUUUGGAAUGGAGAGCUGUCUGGGGGGAAAAAAUCCAGUCUUUUCCAAUGUGAAACAUUACAAUAUAAUGACGAUCAGAAAGCUGGAAUUGAGAUUUUUCUUAGGGCAUAACUUGUUAGUUUUCCUGUCAAAAUAUUUUGAACUUCUGUUUGUGACAGAAUCUUAAGGAAUGAUUUUGUUAGUAUGCAUUUGGAAUUUUUUUUUUUUUUUUUUGUUUAUUAAAGAUACUUUGUUAAAUAAAUCAUCUGGUAAAUUUUAUACCUGUCAACAAGA